AUGAUCGAAGUACUGGUAAAUGACCGUUUGGGUAAGAAAUUGCGGGUGAAAUGCCUAGAAGACGAUUCCGUGGGAGAUUUCAAGAAGGUACUCUCUGUACAAUUGGGAUGUCAGCCUAAUAAGAUUGUCUUACAAAAGGGAGGUUCUGUUUUGAAAGAUCAUAUCAGUUUAGGAGACUAUGAAGUGCAUAAUGAUACCAAUCUAGAGUUGUAUUAUUCGUAG
Messenger RNA from Torulaspora delbrueckii, 222 nucleotides. It is a transcript of the gene HUB1, whose product is annotated as ubiquitin-like protein HUB1. The record is from RefSeq and is a predicted model, not a curated record. Gene Ontology annotation, cellular component: cytoplasm; nucleus. The transcript has a single exon. Gene Ontology annotation, biological process: mRNA splicing, via spliceosome; protein modification process. Lineage: Eukaryota; Fungi; Ascomycota; Saccharomycetes; Saccharomycetales; Saccharomycetaceae. Gene Ontology annotation, molecular function: protein binding; protein tag activity. Bases 1 to 222 code for a protein of 73 amino acids.